Bactrocera dorsalis (oriental fruit fly) is the source of this 1406-nucleotide messenger RNA. RefSeq lists its product as uncharacterized. The coding region runs from base 148 to 909 and encodes 253 amino acids. The transcript is spliced from 5 exons. The record is from RefSeq and is a predicted model, not a curated record. Lineage: Eukaryota; Metazoa; Arthropoda; Insecta; Diptera; Tephritidae. Gene Ontology annotation, molecular function: N-acetyltransferase activity.
UCGGCAAUAGGAAAACAUUCGGGGUUGUCAUCGCAAUUCCCUUUUGUUUUGUUUGCAAAGUGUUUUCCUAAGGUUCUACUAUAAAUUCACGAAUUUAUUCGUUUUAAAUACAUUAAUGUCAGGUGGGCACACCUGAGUUUCAUACAAAUGCAACCGUUUAUUGUGAUUCGCAACUAUCGUGAUGAUGAUGAGCUUAAAUGCCAAGAAUUGGUGCGUGAUUACAUUAUGUCCUUCGUUAAGAGGUCCUUCUACUGCUUUUGCUUCAGAGAGAUAACUUUGCAAUUCAUUGUAAUAACAUGGGCUAUACUAUUCAUAUUCAUCGGAGUGCCAUUGCAGUUUUGUGCAAUGACCAUACCUGGGUGUAUCUUUUUCUUAUUCUCUGGUACAUACUUUUCCUUUUACGCUAAGGCCGUAGAACUGAUGAGGACUAAACCUUCACAAUCUCUCGUGGCGGAAUGCUACGAACCAUUCAUAUUUCGCUUGAAACCACGAGAAGCGACAUACCAAAUCUUCCUCGAUGAAUCUCCUUACGAACAAUCAUACCUAAAUAAAUUUAGAAAAAAGAUAAUCGCUACAGUAAGUGUUAAAAAGCACAAUUCACUUUAUAAUGCAGCUUGGAUGUAUCGCUUUGCUAUGGCGCCCGAUUAUCCCUUUCAGAGAAUCGCCGAACCAAUGCUGAAUUUAGUGUCAAAAAAAUGUGUUGCGAAUGGAUGUAUCUCCUUGGAAUGUACAAUUUCCGAGUGGCAAGAGGAAGAACGCGAUUUUUAUGACAAUAUGGGAUUCAUUACUCGUCAAAUUUACCAUAAACAAGUUAUAGGAAGUAGUUUAACUGUUAUGAAGACUCUUCUUACAUAUGAUCUUCAUGCGAAUGAGAUAAGCGAACAUUCCAAAUUAGAAACAAUAAAAUAGUAUUAAAGCCGAUUAAGUAUAUUGUACUCAACAAAACACAGAAGCCUUCCGUAAAAAUCCUUAUCCAAAUACUCACUGCGAAAACGCACAUUUUGACUACAAGUACGAACUCUACAUGUAUUUUUGUAAAAUAAACUGCACUCCAUUUAUAAAAACAAAAAUAAAAGCUUUUGAUUGCAAUAAAUAACGAAUAAAUUUAGUAUAUAAAUACCGAAAAAUGUAUGCUGUACAAGGUGAGUCCCAAAUUCAAAAAAAAAAAAAUUAAUUUAGAAGUUUAAAAAUAUCGUAUCGUAUUUAGUAUCGUAAAAAUAUUUUCUCUUGUAAAUAUUUAGAUAUUUUUAACUACAUACAUACAUAUAUUUUAUAUUUUUGUUAGACAGCAAUAUAAAUUCACAAAAAAACUGUAAAAAUAUAUAUUUGUACUUACUUUGUUAAGCGUCAGCAAACAAAAGAGUGGAUAUUUCACAUUAAAUAAAUGUUAAGCAUAUAUUUGUAAA